CCGAGCCAGCACCAUGUUCCAGAGAAAACGCAGCGUCUCCUUCGGCGGCUACGGCUGGAUCGACAAGACGAUGCUCGCCAGCCUGAAGAUCAAGAAACAGGAGCUGCUGAACAGCACGGAUGUGACCGUCCCGGAGCGGCCGCUGUCCCCCCCUCUCACCGCCCCGCCGACCAUGAAGUCUGCAGAAUUCUUCGAAAUGCUGGAAAAAAUGCAGGCACCAAAACUUGAGGAACAGAGAACUGGAAGCCAAAAACAUAAGGAAGACUACAUCCCGUACCCCAGCAUCGAUGAGAUCCUAGAGAAGGGCAGCCCGUACCCGCUGAUCAUCCUGCCCCAGUUCGGGGGAUACUGGAUCGAAGACCCGGAAAACCUCGGUACGCCCACCUCGUCCGACAGCAGCAUCUGCGAGGAGGAGGAGGAGAACCUCAGCCCCAGCACCUACGGCUACAAGCUGGAGUGCAAAGGAGAGGCCAGAGCCUACAGGAAGCAUUUUCUGGGGAAGGAUCACUUAAAUUUUUAUUGUACAGCCAGCAGCCUUGGGAAUCUGAUCCUUUCUAUUAAGUGUGAGGAGGCAGAUGGCACUGAAUAUUUAAGGAUUAUACUCAGGUCCAAAGUGAAGACGUUGCAUGAAAGGAUCCCCCUGGCAGGAUUUAGCAAGCUCCCUAGUAUCCCCCAGAUUGCAAAGGCCUUCUGCGACGAUGCCUCCGGGCUGAAGUUUAACCCGGUUCUGUACCCCAAGGCAUCCCAGAUGAUAGUGUCUUAUGAUGAACAUGAGGUCAACAACACGUUCAAGUUUGGUGUGAUCUAUCAGAAGUUCAGGCAGACCCAAGAGGAGGAGUUGUUUGGCAAUAAUGAAGAGAGCACUGCCUUCAAGAACUUCCUAAGUUUUCUGGGAGACACCAUAACACUCCAGGACUUCAAAGGUUUUCGAGGAGGUCUGGAUGUCAGCCACGGCCAGACGGGAGCAGAGUCUGUGUACACGGUGUUCAGGGACAGGGAGAUAAUGUUUCAUGUCUCUACAAAGCUGCCUUUUACCGAAGGAGACACACAACAACUCCAGAGGAAGAGGCACAUUGGCAACGACAUUGUGGCAAUUAUCUUCCAAGAAGAGAACACGCCUUUUGUCCCAGACAUGAUCGCCUCCAACUUCUUGCACGCCUACAUUGUCGUGCAGGUGGAAAACCCCGAGGCAGAUAACACGACAUACAAGGUGUCGGUCACGGCCCGGGAAGAUGUCCCCUCCUUCGGGCCGCCCCUUCCGAGCCCGCCAGUAUUCCAGAAGAGCCCCGAGUUCCGGGAGUUCCUGCUGACCAAGCUCAUCAAUGCUGAAAACGCCUGCUGCAAGUCCGACAAGUUUGCGAAGCUGGAGGACCGGACACGGGCUGCCUUGUUGGACAACCUUCACGACGAGCUCCACGGGCACACGCAGACCAUGCUGGGGCUGGGGCCGGAGGAGGACAAGCUGGAGAACGGGGGUCACGGAGGCUUUCUGGAGUCUUUCAAGAGAGCCAUCCGGGUGCGCAGCCACUCCAUGGAGACGAUGGUGGGCAGCCAGAAGAAGCACCACGGUGGCGGCAUCCCGGGCAGCCUCAGCGGGGGCAUCGCGCACAACAGCGGUGAGGUGACCAAGACCACCUUCUCGCCCCCCGUACCAGCGGCUGCUGCCAAGAACCAGUCCAGGAGCCCCAUCAAGCGCCGUUCAGGGCUGUUCCCUCGCCUGCACACGGGCUCUGAGAGCCAGGCAGAGAGCAGGACAAGGUGCGACAGUGUUUCUGGAGCCCAGAAGACACCAGAUUUGGGACAUUCUUCCCAAGAAAUGAAAUCUGAAACCUCAUCCAACCCAAGCUCCCCUGAAAUAUGCCCCAACAAAGACAGGCCGUUUAUUAAGCUGAAAGAGAACGGGAGGUCGAACAUCUCCCGUUCCUCCUCGAGCACCAGCAGCUUCAGCAGCACGGCAGGGGAGAGCGAGACCCUGGAGGAGUACGACAGCGUGGGAAGCCAGCCGUCUACAGCAUCGCCGUUCAAGCAGGAUGUGUUUGUCUACAGUGCUUCGCCCGGCAGCGAGAGCCCGAGCGUGGGGGCCACGGCCACCCCCGUGAUCAUGAGCAGGAGCCCCACAGAUAUAAAGAACAGAAACUCUCCAAGGUCAAACCUGAAGUUUCGCUUCGACAAGCUCAGCCACGGCAGCUCCAGCACGAGCCACUAGCAGGAAGAAGAAGUCAUGAACUUGUAAAAGAGAAUUUUUGUUUCAACAAAGGGAAAACUCUUCAACAUCCCGUGGGAAAAUGCACGCCCCGGCCGCGGGCAGCGAGGUGCCCUCACGUCCUGGCUGCCGCUCUGCGCGGGGAAGAAGCUCUCACCUUGCUGCGAUCUCUGCCCCAGCAGGGACCCAGCCACCUUCCCACCGGGUGAACCCCUCGCCAGCAAACGCCCCGCACCCCUCCCUCAGCGCCGCAGGAGAAGACGUGUCUCUGACCGCGUGGCACACGCGUC
Messenger RNA from Haliaeetus leucocephalus (bald eagle), 2493 nucleotides. It is a transcript of the gene RAP1GAP2, whose product is annotated as RAP1 GTPase activating protein 2. Gene Ontology annotation, molecular function: GTPase activator activity. Gene Ontology annotation, biological process: regulation of small GTPase mediated signal transduction; activation of GTPase activity. The record is from RefSeq and is a predicted model, not a curated record. NCBI's taxonomy places the organism in Eukaryota, Metazoa, Chordata, Aves, Accipitriformes, Accipitridae. The coding region runs from base 14 to 2206 and encodes 730 amino acids. Gene Ontology annotation, cellular component: plasma membrane; cytoplasm. The transcript has 25 exons.